This is a messenger RNA of Dentiscutata heterogama, 602 nucleotides long. NCBI's taxonomy places the organism in Eukaryota, Fungi, Glomeromycota, Glomeromycetes, Diversisporales, Gigasporaceae. The record is from the annotation of a GenBank genome assembly.
CCACAUAGAAAACAAGCAGUAACAUCGGUUGCAAUAAAAUUUGAUAGUUCAGAGAAUAAUAACGGAGAUGGUUUACUGAAUAUGUACACUUCCGGAAGGGAUGGUGGGUAUGUAAAAUAUAGGUUGAGAAGUUUGCCAAUAACUGAACAAGUAAUUUCAGGAUGUGAUCUAAUAUUGGAAGAAAUUUACAGAGCAAAAAUUACUAAAGGAUGGAUAGAAAAGGUAAUGUUUGUAGAUGAUGAAUUGAUAUUGUUAGGAUUUUAUAAGAAGCGAUUUUUUGUAUAUAAUGAUAUAAAAAAAUUUGAGAUGCUUUCAAUUGCGUGUGAUGGUGCCCAUCGAGUUCGGCAUUUUAAAACUCAAGAUAAACGGAUGAAUAAAACUAGUUUUAUGUUUAUCCGAAAGGAGAAUGUAUUUAUUUACUCAAGAGAAACCACGACUAUAAACGAUGGAUUUAACGAAUAUAAAUUGCAAGAAAAUUUUCAUGGGAAAGAAUGUAGAAAUGUUAGAUUUUUGCCGUAUCCUCCAAAAAUUUCGCAUAAAUACCAUUUGUUCAAAAACGACUCAAUUAUAUUUGCAACUGGGGCUGAGGAUAGUUUGUUAAG